Molecule: messenger RNA, 1203 nt
Organism: Cercopithifilaria johnstoni
Lineage: Eukaryota; Metazoa; Nematoda; Chromadorea; Rhabditida; Onchocercidae
Source: the annotation of a GenBank genome assembly
AUGUCUUUGUCGACUAAUUUUCCACAUAAUAAGAAGCGAACACUGUAUGUUGGUGGUUUUGGCGAGGAGGUUAAUGAGAAAGUAUUGCAAGCUGGCUUUGUACCCUUCGGCGAAAUUGUUAGCGUAUCCGUCCCAUUGGAUUAUGAAACGGGCAAGCAUCGUGGGUUUGGAUUCGUGGAAUAUGAACUGGCGGAUGAUGCUGCCGCAGCAAUAGAUAAUAUGAAUGAUUCGGAAUUGUUCGGGCGAACAAUUCGAUGCCAUUUUGCUCGACCGCCAAAGGCAAAUGAAAGAAGCCAAAGGCCAGUAUGGGCAGAUGACGAAUGGCUUAAAACUGUAAGUUUCAAAUGCACUGGUAUUGAGAAAAAAAAAAGUUUUGCUGAACAUGAAGAGAUUUUUACAGUGUUGUCGCUUGAAGCUGUAGGUCAUGCACUUGAAAGUGACUUAAGUUUCAAAGGAACUUCAGUAUUUCCAAAUUUUAUUGGUAAGGGAGUAGCAGUUGGUAGUCUCACAGCAGUUGAUGAUGAAACUCCACCUAAUUUAUGUGGCUCUAUUGUAGUUGAUGAAAAUACUAUUCUUGGUUGCAAGUAUGGUACUGGAGAGGGCACAUCGAGAGAAUCUGAUCAAAACAUCGAUACAGUUUCUGAAGAGCCAGCAGUAGGACCGGUUAAGCUAUCGCUUCCACGGGUAUACCUGGGAAUCAGAAUUGGAAUCAGGUAUAUAGGAAGAAUAGUAAUCGAAUUGCGAUUUGAUGUAGUCCCAAAAACAGCAGAAAAUUUUCGGCAACUCUGUACGGGAGAAAAGGGUUUCGGUUACGAAGGCUCACAUUUUCAUAGGAUAAUUCCUCGUUUUAUGAUACAAGCAGGGGAUUUCACGAAGGGAGAUGGAACAGGCGGAAAAUCAAUAUAUGGUUCUAAGUUUGCGGAUGAAAACUUCAAGUUAAAGCACACUAUGGCUGGCGUUGUUUCAAUGGCAAACUGUGGACCCGAUACGAAUGGUUCGCAGUUUUUUAUCUGCUCUGAAAAAACGGAUUGGCUGGAUAAUAAGCAUGUUGUUUUUGGGCAUGUUGUUGAAGGGAUGAAUAUUGUCAAACAGAUUGAGCAACAGGGCAGUAAAAGUGGGAAGCCUAUGAUGCAGGUGACAAUUGUGGAAUGUGGUGAGCUGAAGGAAAUGAAAAGUAGCGUGGGAGAUGUGGAAAAUUUAUAA